AUGAAGGUCGCUGAGAGGUUGCCUUUGACGGCGGAAUGCCACCACUACGCCAAUAUUGGCGAUGUCCCGUGGGAUAUUCAGAAAUACUGGCAGCAGCGCUACUCAAUCUUCUCCUGGUAUGACUAUGAUAUUCAGCUUACGGACGACGCCUGGUUCGGUGUCACCCCUGAGCCAGUCGCAACUAAAGUCGCUGAGGAUCUCGCCACCUGUGCGAAGCCAUCCGCCACGACGCUGGUAGACCUCUUCGCUGGCGCAGGCGGGAAUGUCAUCGCCUUUGCACUGUCCGAUAGGUGGGAGAAGAUCAUCGCCAUCGAGAAGGACGCCGCGACGCUCGCAUGUGCACAACACAAUGCUGAGGUUUAUGAGGUCGGCCAUUUGAUCACCUGGGUGCAUGGCGACUCUUUUGAGUACCUCGAAAAGCUCAAGACUGCCCCCGAGAGCCUAGAUGAGGAGCUGCGUAUCGACACUGCAGUGACAGAAAUCUUUGCGUCGCCGCCCUGGGGAGGUGUUGGGUACCGCGACCACGACAUAUUCGACUUGAAUGGCAUGCAGCCCUACAACCUUGCCAAGUUAUAUGAGGCAAGCUCCCCUCUAGCGCAUGCGCUCUAUCUACCCCGGACGAGUGACCUACGGCAAAUUGCCAAAUUGGCGCCAGAGGGGCAGAAAAUAGACGUAGUCCAGUAUUGUAUGGAGGGCGCGAGCAAGGCGAUGGUGGCUUAUAUCCCAUCAAGCCAACAAUUACCGUAA
Molecule: messenger RNA, 747 nt
Organism: Phaeoacremonium minimum UCRPA7
Lineage: Eukaryota; Fungi; Ascomycota; Sordariomycetes; Togniniales; Togniniaceae
Product: putative rna cap guanine-n2 methyltransferase protein
Exons: 3
Coding region: 1-747 (248 amino acids)
Biological process (GO): 7-methylguanosine RNA capping; 7-methylguanosine cap hypermethylation
Cellular component (GO): nucleus
Molecular function (GO): RNA cap trimethylguanosine synthase activity
Source: RefSeq, a predicted model, not a curated record